This is a messenger RNA of Girardinichthys multiradiatus, 3582 nucleotides long. RefSeq names its product kelch-like family member 26 (gene klhl26). Gene Ontology annotation, molecular function: protein binding. Lineage: Eukaryota; Metazoa; Chordata; Actinopteri; Cyprinodontiformes; Goodeidae. The transcript is spliced from 3 exons. The coding region runs from base 211 to 2025 and encodes 604 amino acids. The record is from RefSeq and is a predicted model, not a curated record.
UAAAACUUUAAGAAGAAGAAGAAGGGUCAUCAUCUUUGCGUUUUCAGCGCAGGACCUCAGACAGGCAACACUCCAACGACUGCCAGAAGUCGCCGAAGACUAUUUUUACGCACUGAAAAAAACAAAACAAUAAUGAAUAAUCCAGUAGUGCCGAUGACUUCCCCAUAACAUUCCUGAAAAUGCUCUAUGCGUGUUGGUAUGUGCUAGAAGAUGGCGGAGUCAGACGGUGGCGAUUUUACUCCGAAACAUUCAGAGAACAGUAUGGCUAACAAGAAUAGCACCCUGUGCUGUACUUUCUCCGCCCCGAGCCACAGUGCCAUUCUCCUCCAGGGCUUGUCGGUUUUGCGGGCUCAGGGUCAGCUCCUGGAUGUCGUGCUGGCAGUCAAUGAGGAGCACUUCCAGGUCCAUAAAGCAGUGCUGGCCGCCUGUAGUGAUUACUUCAGAGCGAUGUUUACAGGAGGCAUGAGGGAGUCAAACCAAGACACCAUUGAGCUGAAGGGUUUAUCAGCCCGAGGGCUGAAACAUAUCAUUGACUUUGCCUACAGUUCAGAUGUAACAUUAGACCUGGACUGUAUUCAGGACGUCCUGGGAGCUGCCGUGUUUCUCCAGAUGGUUCCCGUAGUGGAGCUCUGCGAGGAGUUCCUCAAGUCCGCGAUGAGCGUCGAGACGUGCCUGCACAUCGGGCAGAUGGCCACCACGUUCAGUUUGUCUUCCCUUAAAGAGUCCGUGGAUGCCUUCACCUUUCGUCAUUUCCUCCAGAUUGCAGAGGAGGAGGACUUUCUGCACAUUCCCAUGGAGCGCCUCAUCUUCUUCCUGCAGAGCAACAAGCUGAAGAAUUGCAAAGAGAUCGACCUCUUCCACACCGCCAUCAGGUGGCUCCAGCAUGACGAGUCCCGCCAGGCUCAGGCCAGCAGCGUCCUCUGCCACGUCCGCUUUCCGCUCAUGCGCUCCUUGGAGUUAGUAGACAGUGUUCAGACGGUGGGCAUCAUGGUUGAUGAUGUGCUGUGCCGCCAAUAUCUCCUUGAGGCCUUCAAUUACCAGAUCCUUCCCUUCCGACAGCAUGAAAUGCAGUCCUCGCGGACACUCAUUCGCUCUGACGUUUUGUCCCUCAUCACCUUUGGCGGGACUCCCUACACUGACAACGACCGCACAGUGAGCACCAAGGCUUACUACCUUCCUGACGCUGCCUCUCGCCAGUUCAAAGAGUUGACAGAGAUGGAGACGGGUUGCAGCCACUCUUGCGUCGCAGUGCUUGACAACUUUGUGUAUGUCGUCGGUGGGCAGCACUUACAGUUUCGCAGCGGGGAGGGGGCCGUGGACAACUGUUUCCGCUACAACCCACAUCUGAACCAGUGGCUGCGCAUCCAGUCCCUGCAGGAGGCCCGCAUCCAGUUUCAGCUCAGUGUUCUGCAGGGACAACUGUACGCCACUGGAGGACGCAAUCGAUCUGGGAGUCUGUCUUCUGUCGAGUGUUACUGCCCAAAAAACAACCAGUGGUCUUACGUGGAACCAUUAAAACGCAGAAUUUGGGGCCAUGCUGGGACAUCUUGCCGAGAAAAGCUGUACAUCUCAGGUGGUUACGGCGUCUCAUUGGACGACAAGAAAACGCUUCACUGCUACGACCCCGCAGCAGACCAGUGGGACUUCAGAGCCCCCAUGAAUGAACCCAGAGUGCUGCAUGCCAUGAUCAGCACCCAGCACCGUGUUUAUGCUCUGGGUGGUCGAAUGGACCAUGUGGACCGCUGUUUCGAUGUUCUUGCAGUUGAGUAUUACAGUCCGCAAAGUGACCAGUGGACCACCGUCAGUCCGAUGAGAGCAGGGCAGUCUGAGGCGGGCUGCUGCCUGCUGGACACAAAGGUUUACAUCAUAGGUGGUUAUAACUGGCAUCUGAACAAUGUCACAAGCAUUGUUCAAGUGUACAACACAGAGACAGAUGAGUGGGAACGGGAUUUGCACUUUCCAGAAUCGUUCGCUGGCAUUGCCUGUACUCCGAUUAUACUUCCACAGAACACCACACAACACUAAACACCUCAUCUACAACUGUGAAGACCUUGUUCUUUAUGCUCAUUCUACUGCCUGAUGAAUUGAGUGUUUGUAUUCCUAGCUGACAGAAACCCAUUACCUUUUUUGUAUGAACAUCUUUAAGGAUUGUUAUUUUUGACUUUUAUAGUUAUGUUUGCUUAUCUAGUUUUUAGAUAAGGUAUUCCAAAGGUAAGUCAUAAUUAUGGCAGAGUUCCAACACAGUCUGUGAAAGUCUGGAAUUUGAUUUCUGUAUUAUCCGGCUCUAUUUGGAAGUAUGAAGAUGAUAAUGGUAAAAUCUUUGGAUUUUUCCUCCCUUUCUCACUUGUGUCCGUUAUUGCUUCCUUUAUAUCCAGCUUCCUUUCUUCCAUGCUUCUUUCCUUUUUGUUCUGCAUCCAUUCAUUCCCUGUGUUCUUCCUUUCGUUUUUUCCCUCUAAGUCCUUCAUUCUUCCCUCUUUUCUGUGUGACCUACCUCCAUUUUGUUCUUUCUUCCUUCCUUCCUUCCUGUGUUUUUCUGAUACAACAUGUAAACCCUGCUUACAGUAAGUCAUUGCUAUGAAUUGAUGAUGAAUGUUUGCAUUUUAUAUUUUUAAUGGCGAUAAGACUAAAAACGUUUGGAAUUUUUUAUGUGAAAUAAUGUGUAGGAACCCUGUUCUUGAAUGCUUGACCAUUUAUUAAAUGUAUCAUCACAGGCCAGUUAACUGGUAAGGCAUUCCCUAAGUUAUAGCAGUUUCUCAUAUGAAAAUAUUAUUUUAGUUUGUAAUAGUGAUCCAGUUACCAAUGAAGGGCUCAAGUUACAAGAGGCACAAAUAGAUGGUUAGAUGUUCUUUACAAAAUCAGCAUUUAAAUUUGUUGGACAUUUUGAUUGUACUGACGUAUUUUUUUUGUUUAUUUUGCGGCCCAGGUAACAAUUUAUCCUUAGGUCUGUUGCUAUAGAGAAAUCCUAAUCAACAUGCUACAUAUCAGCACUAAAUACCUGCAUAAAAAUGAAGAUUUGGAUGUGUUAAAGUUUUAGGAUUUUACUUUUUAUAGGAAUGUCUUUCUGAUUUCUAAUGUGUUUCCUGAGCUGAAACUAUAAUGUUUAAUUUCUUUUUCUCAGCUAUAAUCAAACAACUGCAGACCUCUUACGGCAGCUACAUUAAUAAUGUAUUUGUGUCUAAUACAAUGUUUUGCAUGGAUCUUUUGUUUACUUUCUUAACACUGUUUGUUUCAAGCCCACAAAUUCAAAAGUUUACAUCAAUUUUUGUAGUUACAAUUUGUCUGCAUCCUUUGCACUUUUUAAAGCUGUAUUCACCAGAUGUGUUGAGACUUGAUAAGUUUAUUUAACUUUUAGAAGCAAGCCUCUUGUUUUUCCUUCUGAACUUGGCCAACUCCAUGAUAGCGAGGUUGUUUUCUCCUAUCUGCCUGCCUUUGUGUGUCUUGUUCUACCUGUAACAAUCAAAGCACAUUAUAUUGUCAUAGUGCAAUACAGUGGAAACUGAUGUACUCCAAGGGGAAUGUAUGCAUUUCUGUACCUUUUAUGUGAAUCCUGUAUUAAAGGUGUAUAGUGUUUUAAAAAUGUAA